Giardia duodenalis is the source of this 597-nucleotide messenger RNA. Its product is annotated as putative DNA-binding domain-containing protein. NCBI's taxonomy places the organism in Eukaryota, Fornicata, Diplomonadida, Hexamitidae. The record is from RefSeq and is a predicted model, not a curated record. The transcript has a single exon. Bases 1 to 597 code for a protein of 198 amino acids.
AUGACCCUUCGUCCCCUUCCAGAGUCCCUCCGCUAUGAUGACCUGAUAGAUUUCGAAGAGGAUAAAGAGACGGAGUUUAAAGCACUACAAGAUACAAAGAACCUUAUACGAGAGAUUAGAAGAUAUUCCCAAAUUUACUUAAAUGCCUUUAUUAAUACCAACGGCGGGCAUUUGUUUUUUGGCAUAGAUGAUAGCAGCCGUAUAAGAGGUUUUGUAUUAUCUAAUCGCCAAAGAGAUCAAAUCCGUCUCUCAGUAAGUACUACUAUAAAUCAAAUGACACCCCAAAUAGAUUCAAAGCUCUACUCGGUAAAGUUUAUACCCAUUAUCGGUGGACCGCAAAUAACGCCAUCAGCUGAGAAAAUAUAUCGAUGUGUUAUUGCUAUAACCAUGUUCUCUGGGAAAUUUCCUGUUUACUUUACAUCUCCUUCACGUCAGUAUGCUUAUAUGCGAUGUGAGGGGAGUAUUACCAGAAUGAGAAAAACCAUAAUUGAAAGUAGAGUUACUUUAGGGCGCCCGUGUCCCGCCGCAAAAAUUGAUAGGGAAAUUUCCGCAGUUACUGACGAUAAUUUACUCCUGUCACUAGAUGAGGCUAAGUAA